AUGACGGACGGAAGCUACUUCCAGCCCGCGAAACGGGGGGAGCUCCAUGAGUUGAAGGAGGAGCUGCACUCGUCUAACAAGGAAAAAAAGAAGGAAGCGGUGAAGAAGGUUAUCGCCGCCAUGACAGUCGGAAAAGACGUUUCUUCGCUUUUCCCUGAUGUCGUCAACUGUAUGCAAACAACUAACAUCGAGCUCAAGAAGCUUGUGUACCUGUACGUUAUCAACUACGCGAAGGCGCAGCCGGAACUGGCUAUCCUUGCCAUCAACACGUUCCGCAAGGACUCAUUGGACCCGAACCCUCUCAUCAGGGCGCUGGCCGUUCGGACCAUGGGCUGCAUCCGUCUGGAGGAAAUUACUGAGUAUCUCGUUGAGCCGCUCCGAAGAUGCUGCAAGGAUCCGGACCCGUACGUCCGGAAAACCGCGGCGAUUUGCGUGGCGAAGCUCUUUGACAUUCGCCCAGAUAUGGUCGGAGAGGAAGGGUUCAUUGAGGAGCUCACGACGAUGCUGAGCGACUCGAAUCCGGUCGUCGUGGCCAACGCGGUUGCCGCGCUCUCGGAAAUCUCUGAGAACUCGGGGAAAAGCUACAUGAAGGAUAUCCUCAACGCGAAGGAAUCCAACGUGAACAAACUGCUGGCGGCACUCAACGAGUGCACAGAGUGGGGUCAGGUUUUCAUUCUCGACGCGCUCGCACAGUUCGAGCCCGAAACGCCGAGGGCUGCGGAGUCAGUCUUGGACCGCGUGACCGCUCGGCUCUCGCAUGCGAACUCUGCGGUUGUCCUCUCUGCGAUCAAGGUCGUCAUGAAGCUUCUCGACAAAGUCACGAACCCCGACGUCGUCCGCGCGGUUCAGCGGAAGCUCUGUCCGCCUCUGGUGACUCUGCUCUCGGCGGAGCCUGAGAUUCAGUACGUCGCGCUGCGCAACAUCGAGCUCAUCGUCCAGAAACGCCCAAACAUCCUGGCGAACGAAGUCAAGAUGUUCUUCUGCAAGUACAACGACCCGGUUUAUGUGAAAAUCGAGAAACUCGACAUCCUCGUGCGCCUGGCCUCGGAGAGGAACAUCGACCAAGUUUUGAACGAGCUGAAGGAGUACGCGACUGAAGUCGAUGUGGACUUUGUGCGGAAGGCUGUGCGUUCGAUUGGGCGCUGCGCCAUCAAGCUGGACGCUGCGGCAGAGCGAUGCGUGGCGGUUCUCCUCGAUCUGAUUCAAACCAAGGUCAACUACGUGGUUCAGGAGGCGAUCGUUGUCAUUAAAGACAUCUUUAGGAAGUACCCGAACCAGUACGAGUCGAUGAUUUCCACCCUGUGCAAGAAUCUUGACACGCUCGAUGAGCCUGCCGCGAAGGCCUCCAUGGUUUGGAUCGUGGGUGAGUACGUCGACCGCAUCGACAAUGCUGACGAGUUGCUAGAGACCUUCCUCGAGACGUUCCACGACGAGCCGUCGGUGGUGCAGCUGCAACUUCUGACGGCCACGGUCAAGUUGUUUUUGAAGAAACCUGCGCACACGCAGGAUCUCGUGACAAAGGUUCUCAAAAUGGCGACCGAGGAAACGUACAACCCGGAUCUGCGAGACAGAGCGUACAUCUACUGGCGCAUGCUCUCUGGAAAUCCUGACGCAUCCAAGAAAGUCGUCUUCGCUCCGAAGCCCUGCAUAAACGAGGACGCGGAUGCGCUGGAUUACCGCACUCUGGACAAACUCAUCGGAAACAUCUCGCUGCUUUCCUCGGUGUAUCACAAGGCUCCUGAGACCUUCGUCACGCGCCAAGCGGCGCCCGGCGCCGCGAGGCAGAAGGAGAUCACCGCGAGUUCAGAUGAGGACUCGACAGACACGCGAGUCGAGAAAGCCAAGCGGGACAUGCAGAGACAGCACUACUCCAGCGACGAGAAAGAAGACGGCGACAGCUCCUCAGACGGAAGCAGCGAACAGUCCGACAGCGACACCGACGGCCCCACAGAUCUUCUUGGAUUGAACGACGAGGCGCCGCCGAGUAAACAGGGCUCUAAACCCAACAAUGACUUUUUCGAUAUCUCGUUUUCCGCCGGCCCCGCUGUCGCGAAGCCUGUCGUCUUAACUGCGGAUCGCCCGGGAAGUCAGGGUAAAACUGGUCUCGAAAUCGCAGCUGCUCUGGCGAGAUUCAACGGGAUGAUUCGCCUCCACCUUUCCUUCUCGAAUCGGAGUCAGGUGCCGCUCAACGGCUGGGCGCUGCAGUUCAACAAGAAUUCCUUCGGCCUCGCGCCGGCUGGACCACUGCAGGUCGGCGACCUGCUGCCGGGAAGCUCCACGGAGACGACGGUUCCCGUCGUGCCGGGUCAGCUGAACUCGAACACUGCUCCAGGGCAGCCUCCCUCUCUCCAGGUCGCUGUGAAAACGAAUCUCGACGUCUUCUACUUCACCGUCCCGUUCGACCUCUGCGUCGUGCUGCAAGAGAAUUCGUCGGCUGACAAGGAUCUCUUUAGGCAGAGAUGGCAGGCCAUCGGCGAGGGGCGCCAGCACGCGUUGAUGGCCGUCGCGGCGAACUCCCAAAGUGUCCAGGCUGUGAUUGCGCAGCUUGAGGCUAUCAACAUCGCGCUCGUUGCACAGCGCAGCGCCGACACGUUUGAGGCGCUUUAUGUGUCUGCAACGACGACAAACAACCUUGUGGUGCUCGCGGAGGUGUCACUGCAGAAAAACGGGAACGCCGUGAAAAUCGUCACGCGUUCGGAAGCCGCGGCGCUGAUUCCGCUGUUCAACGCCACGGUAUGCACCGCGCUUCGGCUGACUGUGCGGUCGUAG
This is a messenger RNA of Besnoitia besnoiti, 2769 nucleotides long. Its product is annotated as putative beta adaptin protein. The record is from RefSeq and is a predicted model, not a curated record. Gene Ontology annotation, cellular component: clathrin adaptor complex; membrane coat. The transcript has 20 exons. NCBI's taxonomy places the organism in Eukaryota, Apicomplexa, Conoidasida, Eucoccidiorida, Sarcocystidae. Gene Ontology annotation, molecular function: clathrin binding. Gene Ontology annotation, biological process: intracellular protein transport; vesicle-mediated transport. The coding region runs from base 1 to 2769 and encodes 922 amino acids.